Aspergillus piperis CBS 112811 is the source of this 463-nucleotide messenger RNA. RefSeq lists its product as uncharacterized. The coding region runs from base 147 to 383 and encodes 78 amino acids. NCBI's taxonomy places the organism in Eukaryota, Fungi, Ascomycota, Eurotiomycetes, Eurotiales, Aspergillaceae. The record is from RefSeq and is a predicted model, not a curated record. The transcript has a single exon.
AGGAGGUUAGGUAAAGAAGUCAGAAAUCUUUACACCAGUCCCAUUGGGAAGCUGAUGCCCUCCAAAACCAUGUUGGAGCGGUGCUCCGACUUCAGUCAUAAUGACUAGAAAGGCCGACAUCGGGAGAAAUCCGUCAAUGACAGGAAAUGCUCACAUCAGUGCGAGUCGCUAAAAGCGAAACCGUCAACUAUUAUGAUGGCGACAGUGCCUACAGUCGAGUGGCGGAGGGGAGGAACGGGGCCUCCAGCAAUAAAGAAGGUGGUAGCUCAGCCUCGCGAUUUACCCGAUUCGGGAGACCGGAGGUAAGCGGAAUUAUUGUCAUGUGUCUCAAAGUCGUAAUGAUUAACAUUAACGGCCCAUUAGUCUUGGUCCUUUGGAAUUGACUUAUUAUCGGUCACUAAACUAAUGUCAGUACAAUCACCUGGAUUACCCAAUGAGCUGUUGGCUCGAGGACGAUCAAGAC